AUGGCUCGCAUCCGCACGCUCGUCGCGGCCGUCGCGGCCAUCGCAACCCUCGCGCUGGCCGACGCCGACCCGAGCGUCGACGUAAAGCCGGCGGCCGUGUACGACGGGGGCGUCGAGGGCGUCGAGAACGCGCCCAUCAAGCUGCGGCUGGGCAACGGCGGCGCGGGUGAGAGCGGCCUGAUCGAGGCCCUCGCCAACGCCUUCAUCCGAGACUCGGUGGCCGAGAAUGGCAACUCGGGCCACUUCAGAGUAGCGUGGUAUAAGAGUGACACGACCUUCACCAUCAAGCACCUGGGGCAGCACCUCAUCGACGCGGGCAUCACGUACAGCGCCGUGGCCGAGGACAUCGCCAUUGACGUGGGCAUCGCCAAGGCGCCGGCGCACUACGCCUUCCGCGACCACUUUGCCCUCGUGGGGCCCAAGGACAACCCGGCGCGCCUCAACGGCUCGGCGUCGGUCACCGGCCUCUUCUCCAAGCUGUACGAGGCUGCCGAGGCGCAGCCCGAGGGCCGCGCGGCGCAGAUCCGGUUCCUCAGCCGGUUCGACAAGUCGGCCACCAAUCUCAAGGAGUCGCAUCUGUGGGCGAGUGUCGGACAGGUCCCCUGGGCAGACCCCGUCUCGGGAUGGUACCACAAGUUCCAAGACUACCCCCUGGAGGCCCUCCGCGCCGCCGUCCACCUGGGCGAGUACACAGUCACGGACCGCGGCACGCUGCUCUCGCUCGAGGCCGGCCUGCGCGCCGAGCUGGCCGUCAUCAAGGCCGGCGGCGACGACGACCCGGAGGACCCGUUGCUCAACCCGGCGCGCCUGCUCAUCGCCCGCAACGCCACAAACGCCGCCACGGCCGACGCCUUUGCGCGCUGGCUCGUGGGCGAGCGCGGCCAGGCCGUCGUCGAGGGCUUCACCUCUAAGACCAGCGGCGAGAAGAUGUACAGCCGCGCGCCGCGGAGCUGA
Hirsutella rhossiliensis is the source of this 954-nucleotide messenger RNA. RefSeq names its product PBP superfamily domain-containing protein. The coding region runs from base 1 to 954 and encodes 317 amino acids. The record is from RefSeq and is a predicted model, not a curated record. NCBI's taxonomy places the organism in Eukaryota, Fungi, Ascomycota, Sordariomycetes, Hypocreales, Ophiocordycipitaceae. The transcript has 3 exons.